Messenger RNA from Diachasma alloeum, 726 nucleotides. RefSeq lists its product as uncharacterized. Lineage: Eukaryota; Metazoa; Arthropoda; Insecta; Hymenoptera; Braconidae. The coding region runs from base 1 to 726 and encodes 241 amino acids. The record is from RefSeq and is a predicted model, not a curated record. The transcript has a single exon.
AUGCUCAUUGCUCGGCUGAAGGGUCAACUGGCAAGGAAGGAGGAUUCAACUAGCAGCUCAACGGAUCAAAACCAGGCAAAUCAGCUACAGCGUCUUGACAUCAAGCCAUUCGAUGGGAAACCGGAGGAAUGGAAAGAGUUCAGUGACCUUUUCAUGUCACUGGUGGGACAAGUAAUGUUAAUUCCACCAGUACAGAAAUUGGUGAGACUAAAGGGAUGCCUGAGAGGUUCUGCAGCAGCUGUCCUCUCAACCUUCCAGGCCAAGGACGAAAACUAUGAAAAGGCUUGGCAGAAACUCACCAGCAAGUACGACGACCCUAGGCUCGUCGCUCAGUCGCUGUUUAACAGAAUCCUGACGCUGCCGAAAAUCACACAAGCGACAGAAGAGAACCUCAGCGUCAAUGGAGCAGCAGCAUUGCAGACCCUCGAUCAACUGCAAGACGUGACGGUGUCAACAAAGGAGAACAUCGCUGAACAGCUAAUAGCCCAUUUACUGAGGAGAUCUCUUGAUGCAGAGACACUCAAGCAGUGGGAACUACAGCUGGGAGAAUCCAAGGACUUCCCGAGCGUUAAGGAGUUCGUGGCAUUCAUCGAGGCCUGCGGCAGAGGGACCAACGCAGGUGCAAACGCUGUUAUCGACGAAGGAAAUCAUCACAGCCACAAAGAAGUCAGCUCCACCAAAGAAAAGGAGCACCUAUACAGCAGCAACUCACCAGCAGGAAAAUAA